AAUGAAUUUUUACAUUUACAUUUCCACUCAAUAUAAAAUUUAAAACAUCACAAUUUAUCAACUCAAUAUGUACAGUAACACACACAUUAUAUAGUAGUAUUAAAUAUAGUUCACCUCUCUAACUAAAAAUUGUUAGUUCAUAAUAGUUGGACUAAAAACAAAUAAAUAUAAGAGGAAUCAAGUGUAGCACUAUCACAAGAGCAGAGCAGCACAGAGAAAACAGCUAAUGAAGUGUUUGACGAGCAGAUUCCAAGAGAAGUAGAUAUAGCUGAGAGCAGUAGAAAACCAGCUUCAACUGGCACUUAAAUUGCUCUGCUAGAGAAGCUGGAUAGAGUGGCAGAAACCUUUACGAAAGGUGAAGUAAGAGAUCCGGAACCUGGAAAUGCCAAAGAGACCACUAAUGCUGGCACAAGACAACAAAACCAGAAAAUAUGCAGAACCCUCAUUCCUCCACCAAUUCUAAUGCAAACAUCAAUCCCUCAAUUCCCACCCCUAACCAGGAUCCCGCAAUUCAGCAUCAACCCCGACGCCCUCGCGGAUUUGCUGCCACCGCCACUGCUACAACGGUAGAGGCCUCACCUAAUGCACCUGCCUCCGCCAAAGGGAAAAGAGAGAGGGAGAAGGAGAAGGAAAGGACGAAGCUCAGAGAGCGACACCGCCGUGCCAUCACUAGACGUAUGCUGGCCGGUCUCAGACAAUAUGGUAAUUUCCCUCUCCCUGCGAGUGCAGACAUGAACGAUGUGCUCUCUGCCUUGGCUCGCGAGGCUGGAUGGACAGUCGAGCCUGAUGGCACCACCUAUAGGCACUCUCCUCCUCCCCAACAGAUGGUUUGUUUCCUCAGUUCUCUUUUCUUUGAUUACUUCAUUGUCGGGAUGGCCAAGAGAGGAAGAGUUUCCCUAAUAUAUUGUGCUGCAAAAUAUGUUAUAAUCGCAGCACUUUGCCUGAUCAUGAGGUCCGAUCCGUAUCCUUCCUGAGUUGCGCACAUUCAGCUUCAAUGGCUUCAAGUUUUUCUCGGGCUUGUUUUUGUCCUUCCUUGAUGCUUUGUUGAUCCUUACUGAUCUCUUGCAUCUCUACUUUCAACCUUUCAAUGCUUUAAACUGAAAAGCAUCAAGCAGUUGUGCGGAGUCUCAAUAGAAUCUCUCAAUAAAACAGAAUGAGCACA
Messenger RNA from Rubroshorea leprosula, 1162 nucleotides. NCBI's taxonomy places the organism in Eukaryota, Viridiplantae, Streptophyta, Magnoliopsida, Malvales, Dipterocarpaceae. The record is from the annotation of a GenBank genome assembly.